This is a messenger RNA of Lactuca saligna, 1356 nucleotides long. Lineage: Eukaryota; Viridiplantae; Streptophyta; Magnoliopsida; Asterales; Asteraceae. The record is from the annotation of a GenBank genome assembly.
AUGGGACAGGAUAAUGGGCUUACAUUAAGCAUCGAAGAUGAUAGAAACACAAAUGAAGAAUGGUUUGGUUCGAUCUUGAAAGCUAAGUUACCACCUUCUUGCACAACUCAAAUCAACAAAGUUCCUAUCAUUCUAAAAGAGCACAAGGAUGAUGAAAAGUAUUACGUGCCCAAAGUUGUCUCUCUUGGUCCAUAUCACCAUGGGAGAUCAACCCUCGAGUCUGUUCAAGACUUCAAGCCACUCUUCACAAACAAGCUUGUGAAAGGGAACCAUGAGUCACUCAGCAGUUUGUAUAACAAGCUUGCUGAAAUGGUUCAGACGUUGAAAGGGUAUUACAACAAUGAAGUUGAUCGCUUCUCUGAUGAUGAGUUCACAAGGAUGAUGUUGCUCGAUGGUUGUUUCAUUUUGUAUUUCAUCGAAUAUAUUUUCUUGAAUAAUGAAGUAGAUUCAGUAGGGUUGAAAAGCCACCAGAUUAUGUUCGUCCAACAAGAUAUGUUCUUGCUAGAGAAUCAAAUUCCUUAUCCAGUUCUAACUGAGGUGAUGAAGUUUGUGCCAGAUGAGAUGUGGGAUUCCAAGAUAAAAAGGUUCGUUGAUGACAAUAUCUUGGCAACAGAAAGACGAAGAAGAGGAUCUUGGAAAACUUCUCAUAAACCAGUCGCAAAUCAUCCAAUUCCAUCUAGUAUAAAUCAUCUUCUCGAGCUUUUGCAAACCAGGCUUACGAAAGAGAAAUCUUUAGGCCCAAGAGCAAAUGAUAGGUAUACUUUUCGUAAUGUUAAUGAGCUUAUAGAAGUAGGGAUUCGUUUUAAGCCGAGUAAAAUCAGAUCUCUAGCACAUAUCGAUUUCUUUAAACAUGGGUUUUGUGCAAACUUAGAACUCCCUCCGAUCACUGUGGAUGAUGCCACAAAGCCGAUGUUGUUAAACUUGAUAGCUUACGAGAUGUGCUCCAGUGAUACAAAUGCUUCAUGGGUCACCUCAUACAUAUGCCUUUUGGAUUCUUUGAUCGAUCAUUAUGAGGAUGUUAAAGUUCUUCGUAAAGCUGGGAUUAUUGACAACAGGCUUGGGAGCGACAAACAAGUAGCACUACUGUUCAACGAGUUAGGGACGGAUCUUGUGCCCAAUAGUUUUGCGUAUUCGGAUGCGAGGUUUGCAAUUCAGAAGCAUUAUGAGAGUAAGAGGAACACAUGGGCUAGCCAACUGAAGCAUGAGUAUAUCAAGAGUCCUUGGGCAUUUGUAGCACUAUUAGUUGGAGUUGUGGGUCUCUUUCUUAGUGGCGUUCAAGCUUACUUUAGUGUUUGGAGUACGCCAAGUGUUUGUGAAGGACUUUGUCAGGCUUUGAAGACGAAUCAUCACUUAUGA